Molecule: messenger RNA, 6406 nt
Organism: Choloepus didactylus (southern two-toed sloth)
Lineage: Eukaryota; Metazoa; Chordata; Mammalia; Pilosa; Megalonychidae
Gene: EPB41L1
Product: erythrocyte membrane protein band 4.1 like 1
Exons: 25
Coding region: 203-2950 (915 amino acids)
Biological process (GO): cortical actin cytoskeleton organization
Cellular component (GO): plasma membrane; cytoskeleton
Molecular function (GO): structural molecule activity; actin binding
Source: RefSeq, a predicted model, not a curated record
CCUCGCCCGCCGCUCAGCCCCGGUUGGUGAGCGUCUCGGCGGCUCAGUUCGAGUGCACCUCGGAGCCCCCCCGGGCUGCCGCCGGACGCACGGACCGAGGGACAGACUGUGCCCGGAAGCCGCGCCGCCGCCGACAGGUGCCUGACUGACGUCCUGACCCCCGGGGAGCUGGUGUGGCUAGAGGAGGGGCGUGCUGGUCACCAUGACAACAGAGACAGGCCCCGAUUCUGAGGUGAAGAAGGCUCAGGAGGAGGCCCCGCAGCAGCCCCCCGAGGCGGCCGCUGCUGUAACCACCCCCGUGACCCCCGCAGGCCACGGCCAUCCAGAGGCCAACUCCAAUGAGAAGCAUCCGCCCCAGCAGGACACGCGGCCUGCUGAACAGAGCCUAGACAUGGAGGAGAAGGAUUAUGGUGAGGCCGAUGGCCUGUCAGAGAGGACCACGCCCAGCAAGGCCCAGAAAUCACCCCAGAAGAUUGCCAAGAAAUACAAGAGUGCCAUCUGCCGGGUCACUCUGCUCGAUGCCUCUGAGUAUGAGUGUGAGGUGGAGAAACAUGGCCGGGGCCAGGUGCUGUUUGACCUGGUGUGUGAGCACCUCAACCUCCUGGAGAAGGACUACUUUGGCUUGACCUUCUGUGAUGCCGACAGCCAGAAGAACUGGCUGGACCCCUCCAAGGAGAUCAAGAAGCAGAUCCGGAGCAGCCCCUGGAAUUUUGCCUUCACGGUCAAGUUCUACCCCCCUGACCCUGCCCAGCUGACAGAAGACAUCACAAGAUACUACCUGUGCCUGCAGCUGCGAGCAGAUAUCAUCACAGGCCGGCUGCCGUGCUCCUUUGUCACACAUGCCCUGUUGGGCUCCUACGCUGUGCAGGCUGAGCUGGGCGACUACGAUGCCGAGGAGCAUGUGGGCAACUACGUCAGUGAGCUCCGCUUCGCCCCUAACCAGACCCGAGAGCUGGAGGAGAGGAUCAUGGAGCUGCAUAAGACCUACAGGGGCAUGACCCCAGGAGAAGCUGAAAUUCACUUUCUGGAGAAUGCCAAGAAGCUUUCCAUGUACGGGGUAGACCUGCACCAUGCAAAGGAUUCUGAGGGCAUCGACAUCAUGUUGGGCGUCUGUGCCAACGGCCUGCUCAUCUACCGGGACCGGCUGAGAAUCAACCGCUUUGCCUGGCCCAAGAUUCUCAAGAUCUCCUACAAGAGGAGUAACUUCUAUAUCAAGAUCCGGCCUGGGGAGUAUGAGCAGUUCGAGAGCACAAUUGGUUUUAAGCUCCCAAACCACCGGUCAGCCAAGAGACUGUGGAAGGUCUGCAUUGAGCAUCACACGUUCUUCCGGCUGGUGUCCCCUGAGCCCCCACCCAAGGGCUUCCUGGUGAUGGGCUCCAAGUUCCGGUAUAGCGGGAGGACCCAGGCACAGACCCGCCAGGCCAGCGCCCUUAUCGACCGGCCCGCACCCUUCUUUGAGCGUUCCUCCAGCAAACGGUACACCAUGUCCCGCAGCCUUGAUGGAGCAGAAUUCUCCCGCCCAGCCUCGGUCAGUGAGAACCACGAUGCAGGACCUGACGGUGACAAGCAGGAAGAAGAUGGCGAGUCUGGUGGGCGGCGAUCAGAGGCUGAGGAGGGAGAGGUCAGGACACCCACAAAGAUCAGGGAGCUAAAGCCGGAGCAGGAAACCACGCCGAGACACAAGCAGGAGUUCUUAGACAAGCCGGAGGAUGUCUUGCUGAAGCAUCAGGCCAGCAUCAAUGAGCUCAAGAGGACCCUGAAGGAACCCAACAGCAAGCUGAUCCACCGGGAUCGAGACUGGGAGCGGGAGCGCAGGCUGCCCUCCUCCCCCGCCUCCCCGUCCCCCAAGGGCACCCCUGAGAAAGCCAACGAGUCCCGGAGGACCCAGGACACCUCUCAGCAGGACUUGGUGCGUGAGUCUGGAACGGCCGUAGGCUGGGAAGUGUUCACUCAGAAAAGCCUGGCGGCGUCUCCUGAGAGAGCAGGGCUGAGGGAGGGCUCGGAGGAGAAAGUCAGACCGCUGCGUCCCAGGGCCCCAGAGAGUGACCCCGGAGAGGAGGACCAGGAUCAGGAGAGGGACGCGGCAUUCCUGAGAGACAGCCACCUGGCCAUUGAGCGCAAGUGCUCCAGCAUCACUGUCAGCUCCACAUCCAGCCUGGAGGCCGAAGUAGACUUCACGGUCAUUGGCGACUACCAUGGCAGCGCCUUCGAAGACUUCUCCCGCAGCCUGCCUGAGCUCGACCGAGACAAAAGUGACUCAGAAACCGAGGGCCUGGUGUUCUCCCGGGAUCUCAACAAGGGGGCCCCCGGCCAGGAUGAUGAGUCUGGGGGCAUCGAGGACAGCCCGGUUCGAGAGGCUUGCUCCUCCCCGGACAUGCCCCAGUUUGAGCCUGUGAAGGCAGAAACCAUGACUGUCAGCAGCUUGGCCAUUAGGAAGAAGAUUGAGCCAGAAGCCGUCCUGCAGACCAGAGGCACCGCUGUGGAUGCCACCCAGGUUGAUGGCAGUGCACCAGUGGGGAAGGGGAUCCUAACUACGCCCUCUAUCACCACGGAGACAAUAUCAACCACCAUGGAGAACAGUCUCAAGUCCGGGAAGGGGGCGGCUGCCAUGACCCCAGGCCCACAGACGGUGGCCACGGAAAUCCGUUCUCUUUCUCCGAUCAUCGGGAAAGAUGUCCUCACCAGCACCUACGGCGCCACUGCGGAAACCCUCUCAACCUCCACCACCACCCAUGUUACCAAAACUGUGAAAGGAGGGUUUUCCGAGACGAGGAUUGAGAAGCGAAUCAUUAUUACUGGGGACGAAGAUGUUGAUCAAGACCAGGCCCUGGCUUUGGCCAUCAAGGAGGCCAAAUUGCAACACCCUGACAUGCUGGUAACCAAAGCUGUCGUAUACAGAGAAACAGACCCAUCCCCAGAGGAGAGGGAUAAGAAGCCACAGGAAUCCUGACCUCUGUGAAGAGAUGCUGGUAUUUCGGGUCCAACCCAAGCCAGAGAACCAUUAAGAAGGGGCCUUCGUUCUGGAUUCUCCGACACCACACCGACAUCCCAGCUGCGACAUAGUCACUGACGAGAGACUGGGAAAGGAAAAGCAUAUAUAUAUAGAUAUAUAUAGAUAUAGAUGUAUAUACAGGAAACACCGCGUCCUUGCACUGCUGCUGGAGCUGGAGCUGACAGGGCAGUCAGCCGACAGCAACAACCAACAUCUGAAUUUUGGCAUUUUUCUUUGCUGACAAAUUGAAGAAUCAGUGGGAUUUUUUCAGAAAAAUAUAAUACAACAAUAACCCCCCACACUGCCCCCUUCCCCUGCUGAACGACAAAAGCAAGCCAAACCAUUAUGAUUGUAGCAGUACAAUGCGACUCUGGUUCUGCCUGUCAUAUCUAGUGGAUGAACAUUCCUUCCGUUCUUCUCCAGUAUCUGUUACCCACUCGAAUGCCAAGGAAAACAACUUUUGCGGCAAAGCAAGAGAAGUCACAGCAGCAAGAUACUCACGGUCAAACAUUUUCCAGGAAAGAAAGAAAAUUCCCUACUUAGGAAGGAGGAGGAGGAACUCUGGAUUAUUAUUCUUGACACUGGGCUGCAAAAUCCACCUUCCUUCCUUCCGCCUCCCCUCAUCCUCGAUUCUCACGUCGUGUCGUCAUUCUCUGUCUCCGCUCCCUCCUCGCCCACCCCCACCCCCCGCCCUGCACCCUCUGUGUCCUGGUCCUGAUGAGGGUCACUGCAGAUGACUCUCAUUUGAAAUGAAAAAAAGGAAAGAAAAGAAAGCAGGAACAGAAAACCAAGCCACAGGAAGGGAGGUUGACAUUGUCUGUUUAUGGUUUUUCUUUAUGAAGGUGCAGCUUGUAGGAGAUUUGUAUGGAUGUGCUUUUAAGUUAUGUAUAUUACAUAUUACAGGAAACAAAUAUUAAAAUAAACAGUGCUGGUAAGUAUGAUGCUGACAUUUUAAAGUUAUAAUUAUCUGACUGUGAUUGUUGUAUCCCAAGGUUCCUAGGUCUCACUGAACCGGCCCAGCAAAAGACCCGGACUCUGGGUGUGGGUUGGCUUGGUUCAGUGUAGUAAAACAGUGCGUGGUGUUUGUAAUUGGUUGAUUGGUGGGGAGGGUGGGGUCCCCAAAUGGAGAGGUGGGGGUUUGGCAAGAAGGAAGCAACAUGAGGUGUAGUCCAGCAUGUGCUGGUCCACGUUGCCUUUUCCCCUGGGGUGGGUGCAGCCAGGGCCUGGUCUGUGCUCAGACCUGGGGACCAGAGUUAGGGUUCUGCUGUGGAGGUCCACUCCAAAGAAGUCCCCCGGCACAGUCUCCUGCCUCCCUGGGGGACUUGACCUGGUUUUUAGUCCUCUCUUUGUUUUUGCCACAUCUUGCUCUUCCCUGAUGACAUGGUCACAGAAGAGAUCAGGGGCUUUAACCUGGCCUUCUAAAAGUUCCCAGCUUAGUCCCUUCCUCUCCCCCUCCCAAGUUCUGUAUCGUUCUCUUCUUUCUGGGCCAAUGUAGCCAUGGUAAAGAGGCUGUGAACACACAGAGCAGACUCCGAUAGGUCUAACCUGCAUUCCAGAGGACUUGCUUGUCCAGAACAAGCAGAGGGUGAAAGUUAGCAUUGCUCAAAGGCUCCAUCUAGGUCUGAGACCUGACUUUGGAGACCUCCCCUUCUGUCAGCAUCCAAGCUUUGAAUCUGCGGCCUUAGAGUCCCAGAAAUUGCCUCGAGACCACAGAAGCCUUUGGAGAAAACCCAGUCACAAGCUUCGCAUUACUCUCUGGCACCAUAGGGCUUCCAAGGCAGGCCUGCCACAAGCUGCUUCCCUGAACUCAGCAAAGAGAUGGAACUGAAGAGAUGAGACCCUUCUUCAGUCCUAUCUCACUUCCCCAUUUCUGCUUCUAAAGCAACCAAUAAAUUCAUUCAACAAAUAUCUGUUGAGUGCCUCUUGUGUCAGGCACUAUUCUAGGGCCAAAGGAGAAAGUGUGAGGGAGGAGAGAGACCUAGGAAGACACCUGAGCAAGCCUUAGCAUCUCCAACCAUGAUUGGCCCUCGAGAGCAUUUUCCUCAUUCUCUCCGACACAUUGGCUAUGAACAUUGCCCAGGGACACCCCCCAGAGGGCCCAGGCCACAUGCAUCCCCUUGGCUUGCUUAUCAGGUACCCCAGUUAGCGGCUCAGCUGGUGCUGGCCUGAUGCAGAACAAGAAGACAGAAUAGCAUUUGCCUAGGGGGCAGUUGGGAAGGACACAGAGCAGAGAGAGCCCAGCACAUCCCAGACUGGGUGCAUUCUCCCUGACCAGGCUAGUGGGCCCACUCCAAUGCCCCCUGUGCUACAGCUUGCAUUCUACAUACCAGGUGCAUAUUACGAUGCUGGUGGAGAAGCCACAGAACCUCUUUCUUGCCCUUCUCAACUUGAGAGCUCCCACUCUUUUGGGGCCAAGAAAGGAGCUGGAGGGGUCCAUCCUUUCUGGGCCACUUGGAAAUUGGCUCGGGCCUCCCUCUCUUUGCAGGAAUUAGGUGGCCUGAGCAUCCUGGACAUACCUCAGAGGGAGGAUCUUUGUUCCAGGUUUUGCCUCUAACCUGCUCCCCCAGAGGCACCUGCCUACAGACUCUAGGUAUGUGGCUUCAGGGCAGGGAUAAAGUGACAAGGCUUAGCUUGUGGGCUGGCAAGGAUGUCCGGAGAUCUCCCAUCCCAUGAUACUCUUACCUUCCUUCCAUGGAGAGGCAAGCAGUACCACCAGGGAGAAGAGGAGCUGCAAAGCUAAAAUCUAGGGCACCAUUUCUUUCCCAUCCUCCUCUUCACAGGGAAUAUAGAAUGUAUCUUGUCUGUCUUCAGCCUACUUUUCCUUUUUUCUUUUUUUUUAAUGAUUCUCACCCUUUCUGUGCAGCCUGUCUACCCAGGAGGCCAUGUGGUAUAGUGGGAAAAGUCCCAGAGGGCCAUCAGGAGUUCUGGGUGGCCUUCCUGGCUCAGCUCCUAACGUAUCAUGGGACAUUGGGUGGGUCCCUUCCCCUCAUGGGCCUCAACUUCCCCAACUGGAAAAUGAGCGCUUUGAAGCAGAUGCUCUCCACUGCUUCAAAGCAGAUGCUUUUUCCACUCUGCCAUCCUACAGAUCUUCAUUUUCUCUUAUUUUGCUUUUUUUGGGGAUCUUCUCUAUCUGAGGGUACAGGAAGUUCUAGGACCUGUUUCAGUUUUUGAAUCCUGCAAGCACAUUCCAAGACUGGCCUGAAAUUGCAUGAGCAACAUCAUUCUAAAUAAUUUUUUUUUUUUCCAAAAGCACCUUUCCAACCAACUGCGAUGCUGUCCUGUUCCUUUUUCAUGUCCCUCUCUCCUCUCUCGUACCCAUGCUCCCACACUUCAGUGCUCUGUGCUGUAUGCGUGUGCUCUCUGUUCUUGUAUACUCAAUAAAAGUGAAAUAAAUGUGUUUGAUGCUGAACUGCA